AUGGCGCCAUUGACGUUCCAGCUACUCAACCUCUUUGGGAAACCGCCCAUGUCGGGUGUGGCUUGUCGCUGGGUCGCUCACGAGGAGGUGAUACUAUGGUACCUUACAGUCCACACAUGGCUUCUCGGGACACUUCUUGUCGUGAGCCUCUUCGUACUGGCUACUCGAUUGUUUGGGAGAAGUUUUCGGUUCGGGCAGCACCAAAAUCAACCCCCGGACUCUUCAGUGUCAGAGCCAGACAUACAGCUGCAGUACCUGGGCUUAUGCUGGAGAGGCAGCCGAAGAGACAGAGACAUCGCCCAGAGUUUCGCCAGAGAAGGUCGGGCCUUGAUCCCUCUGUACGAGCAUGGCGUCGCUGUAACGAGAAGAUGUCGCCAGAGGGACGAUCUCCAGAGUGGGAUUCGAGGCGGAGCAGGAGACGAAGCCGAGACCGAGUCGCCGAAUGAACAUGUUCCGACCACUGGAGAGCCCGACCACCAAGAUGAUCAGGAAUCCGCUCACCAUCUCGAAAACAUGAGCGAGUACCUCGAACUUGAAGACCUCCUCGAAGCAACAAUCGACGAUUUUGACGAGCUCGAGAGCCACCACGACGGGACUUUGCUGCGAGAGGCACUGAUACGCAACGAGCGCAGACGCCUUCGUCGAGACUAUCGCGAGUUGAAGGAGCGCUUAGACCAUCACAUGAGGCUCCUGGGGCUUGAACCCGAGGAGCUAGACACCGAAGGGGUGGACGGGUUGGGACGGACUAGGAUUCGUGUGGCCGAGCAAGAAGUGUAUGCAGAUGGUCCUUCGCCACGGAGGCGUCGACAUCGGUGGUCUGAAUAG
Molecule: messenger RNA, 825 nt
Organism: Fonsecaea erecta
Lineage: Eukaryota; Fungi; Ascomycota; Eurotiomycetes; Chaetothyriales; Herpotrichiellaceae
Exons: 1
Coding region: 1-825 (274 amino acids)
Source: RefSeq, a predicted model, not a curated record